AUGCUUGAGGAGAGCCCCUUCUGUGACCGCUGCUUCUGGUCGGGCAUGCGCCGCUUCUCGAUCCCCAUCACCGUGCCCGACGAGAAUGGCGAGGUGAUGAUGUAUAACGAGAAGGACUUUUCCUUGCCUACGCAUUGCAUCCUGCAUGGCGACAACGGGGACAUUUGGAUCCCAUGCUGCUGCAACCUGCCCACUCUCAAGACGUACACGUCCGACCGCACUUACGUCGGCAAGACAAAGUACGUCUGUGACGAGUACCUGUGCGUCCCGAAGCUGCGCACCUACGACGCCAACGACAACCCGAUGUACAUGAUCCGCCCCGAGACAUGCUGCGCCGGCUGCUGUCCCGUGUGCGGAACGGGUUGCGACAAGGGCUCCCAAUGCUGCUACCUCCCCUUCUACAUUCAUGAUCACAGCACUAUGCAGAUCGUGGCGGGCGCGCCGGGAGGAAAAGGCAUGCCUGCGCAGAUUCGCAACGUUUGGGCUGGCUUCAAGCGCGAGUGCUGCACAAGCGCGGACAACUUCUUUGUCGUCUUCCCGGAGGGCUCCUCGACGGCGCUCAAGGCGGCUCUGUUGGGCUCAACCGCCCUGCUGGACUUCACCGUGUUUGAGGAGAAGCAGGGCGGCUGUCUCAUCGUGUCAUGGUGA
This is a messenger RNA of Emiliania huxleyi CCMP1516, 648 nucleotides long. RefSeq lists its product as hypothetical. Gene Ontology annotation, molecular function: phospholipid scramblase activity. Gene Ontology annotation, biological process: plasma membrane phospholipid scrambling. Gene Ontology annotation, cellular component: plasma membrane. Bases 1 to 648 code for a protein of 215 amino acids. The transcript has 2 exons. Lineage: Eukaryota; Haptophyta; Isochrysidales; Noelaerhabdaceae. The record is from RefSeq and is a predicted model, not a curated record.